AUGACCCAGCAAUUGCCUGAUACCACAAAUCUACAUCAAGCUGCCCUCCAGGGUGACACACAGCGCUUAGAAGAACUCUUAAGAAAUGGCGCUGAUGUCUCAGCUACGGAAGCGCCUCGACACUUCACGGCGCUUCACUGCGCUGUUCAGUCUAGAGACGAGAGAGCUGUCAGGCUGCUUAUCGACGCCGGAGCCUGCGUAUCUGCGCAGACCUACGAUGGCGUUACACCACUCCACAAUGCAGCUGCCAUGGGCUCAGUGGAGAUAGCCAAACUGCUGCUGGACGCUGGUGCCGAUACCGAGCUGCCGAAUGUUGAUGAUGAAACACCACUACAUGUUGUGGCUUUGUUCGGCGAGACACAGAUUGCCAAGCUUCUUGUAGAUGCGGGAGCAAAUGUCUCGGCAAAGGAUUGUUACGGCAACUCAGCACUUCACAUCGCUUCUGCUCAUGACUUUGUGGAUCUGGUCCAGCUAUUUCUCGACUGUGGUGCUGAUCCAAAUGGUGUUAAUAAUAACGGAGACCCAGUCCUACACCAUGCAAUCGGAGACGGACAAGCAUCCGUCAGGCUACUUCUCAAUCAUGGCGCAGAUGUUUGUAUCAGAGGACAAAACCGCGACACAAUUCUGCAUCGCGCUGCCCAAAGCUCUCCCGAACUCAUACAAGACUUGCUUGAUGCAGGUGUUGAGAUUGAAGCACAGAACGACGAAGGUUAUACGCCGCUGCAUGUAGCUGCUGCAUAUGGCGAAGAAAAAGCCCUGAAGAUAUUAAUCGCUAGUGGCGCCAAUAUCAUGGCAAAGAAUACCAAGGGCGAGACAGCUCUGCAUCUUGUGGCAGGACUUCCAGAUGCUCCAUUUUUGGGGGAUGGGACAGAUUCUGAUAUGAAGGCGGCACUCCUUAUCGAUGCCGGUGCGGACAUUCAAGCAAAGACGAAACUGGAACAAACCCCAUUGGAUUAUGCUGCUGAGGCUGGGCGUGUGGCCGUUACGAGGGUACUUCAGCACAGGGAAGCUAAGGAUUGA
Molecule: messenger RNA, 1020 nt
Organism: Fusarium sp. VM40
Lineage: Eukaryota; Fungi; Ascomycota; Sordariomycetes; Hypocreales; Nectriaceae
Source: the annotation of a GenBank genome assembly